Molecule: messenger RNA, 10031 nt
Organism: Mus pahari (shrew mouse)
Lineage: Eukaryota; Metazoa; Chordata; Mammalia; Rodentia; Muridae
Gene: Znf831
Product: zinc finger protein 831
Exons: 6
Coding region: 314-5185 (1623 amino acids)
Source: RefSeq, a predicted model, not a curated record
UUACCCCGAACCCACACCAGGGCAGGCUGCUCACUAACCCCCAACCCCUACCCCAUGUCCCUCUGCCACCCCCCACCGCCUCGGCACCCCCGACUCCCACCACCCUCCACACACACACCAUCCUUUUUUUAAAUCUCCAGCACUCGGGUUUUCUCUAGAGGAGGCACAAAGAGAGAGCAGAGAUGGGACAAGCAGGCAGAAUGCUCCUGCCUCAUCGGAUCCACCAGCUUUCGGGAGAGAGCGGCAGCCCCCCCUGCCUGUGGACUGACCACUGAAAGGUUGACAUAAUCCUGGACCACGCAGAUGGUGAGGAAUGGAGGCUUCAGAACCUACCCACCUUCCCCCAUCGGCCACGGACCAGCCAGCCUGUGUACCCGGCAUUCCAGGGGGCCCUGGUGGGCAGGCCUCACCUCGCCUGACCCUGGGUCCUGUCAUCCUGCCACCAGAGCAGGGCCUGGCCCCAGCCGUGUUCUUGAAGGCCUUGCCUGUCCCUUUAUACCACACGGUACCUCCUGGAGGCCUCCAGCCACGUGCACCCCUGGUGACAGGCAGCCUGGAGGGGGCAAGUGUACCUUUCAUUCUCAGCCCCUUGCUACAGCCUGAAGGGUGCAGUGCCACCCAGGUGGGCAAGCCAGCCACCCCAGCCUUGACUGUGAACAUUGUAGGCACAUUGCCUGUACUCUCCUCGGGUGUGGGGUCCGCACUGGUCAGCGCAGGCAGGGUGAAGAAUACUGGUAAGUACCUGUGCCCCCACUGUGGCCGGGACUGCUUGAAGCCCAGUGUGUUGGAGAAACACAUCCGGUCCCACACAGGUGAAAGGCCCUUCCCAUGCCCUACCUGUGGCAUCGCCUUUAAAACCCAGAGCAACCUGUAUAAACACAGGCGGACACAAACACAUCUCAACAACUCCCGCUUGUCCUUGGAGUCUGAGGGGAGUGGGAGCAGCCUUCUGGAGGAGGGAGACAGGCCCGGAGAGACUGCCUCGGUGGAUAGUCAUGGAGAUGAAGGAGCUCCAGAGAGAGCUCUUUCCCCAGGUGCCCGCCCCGCCCUCGCUGCUCAGAACAGGGAAAGGAAGGUGGAAUCGGCUCCCUCUCUCAGGGCCACCCUUUCCCACAGGGAGGCCUCUGUGGAACAGAUUCAGAUGGUGUCACCUGAGUUUUCACUAGCAAGCCCGCAGCCUAGGCGGAAGCUGCCAGAACCAAAGCCAUGCUUCCUGCAGCGACAGCAGGAAACCUGUUCAGAGAAGCCCUGGGACUCCAAGGCUUUGGAGGGCCAGCUGAGGAAGUGUGAGAGCACAGACUCUGGCUACCUGUCCCGCUCAGACAGCGUGGAGCAGCCCCCUGUUACCUCUAGCCCAUUGCAUAGUCUAUCAGAGCACAGUGCAGAGUCUGAGGGGGAAGGAGGCCCUGGCUGUUCCUCUUCGGGCAACAGGGCUGAACGGGGAACAACAGGGCCCAGCCUGGAGAUAGAGAAGAAGAAACUGGAGGAACGAAUUGCCCAGCUCAUCUCCCACAACCAGGCGGUGGUAGAUGACCCACAGUUGGACCAUGUGCGGCCCCGCAAGACUGUGCUGUCCAAGCAGGGCAGCAUCGACCUGCCCAUGCCAUAUACCUACAAGGAUUCCUUCCACUUUGACAUCCGGGCGCUGGAGCCCAGCCGCAGGAGGGCUGCCCUCAGCCCAGCCCGCUCCACCUUCACACCCCUGGAAAAGGCCAGACCUCUCUUUUUCCACUCAGUCCCCACGCAGCUCUCCACCACAGCGGAGUGUGUCCCUGUCACCAGAAGCAACUCGCUGCCUUUUGUUGAGGGUUCUAAGUUGUGGCCAGAGCCACGGGACCCACAGGACCCUGUUCCGGGAAUGCAAAAGGCCCUGAGCCCCAGGCUCACCCCAGCCCGGCUGGGAUGCCGCCCAGGAGUGACCUUGGCAAGCAUCUCCAGUGGUCACCCACGGGCCCUGGUGAGACAGGCUGCUGUGGAGGACCUGCCGUGUCCCCCUACUGGAGACCCUUCAGCCGCUGCUGAGGACCUAGAUGGAAAGAGAGCUGUGGCAAAGGAGGAUGUGGUGUGCAAGGGCAGAGCCAGGAAAAAGUGUAGCCAGAGGAAGCAAAGGAUGUUUUCCCAGGAGAAAUGGCAAGUGUAUGGAAAUGAGACUUUCAAGAGAAUAUACCAGAAAAUGAAGUCCAACCACCAGGGAGGACAGAAACACCGGGAGGUGAAGCAGGGCCAGGGGACAGAACUGGACUUUCCUCAUCCUCCUCAGGAACAGGUAGGAGGAAGUGAGGAUUCAGGCCUGUCCCAAGACGGUAGGAUCCCUAUCCUUGGAGGCACUACAGCAGGGCCUAAGCUAGGGUCUUGGGGAAGUGGACCAUCCCUGGAAGACUCACUGGAGGCUGAGUCUCCUAAGCAACUGAAGGUGGUGACCAGAGUCAAGUCAUCUCCUACCCUCGGCAGCACAGACGGCCUCUGUUUGAGUGGUAAGAGCUCAUUGCUCUCUCUAAGUGGGCAAUUAGAUCUGGGAUGCCAGCCGCCUCCAGUGCCGAGGCCUUGCCAAGGAGCUUUAGAAGCUCCCGGGACUUCACCAGACUCAAGUGGUGAGGCUAUAAAAGAAACCAGCCCUACGGCCCAAACUGUCCUCAGACGGUCCAGUGGUGGGUCUGUGGCUCUACAGCUUGCAGAAGACAAGUUACCUUCAGAGAGGAAGAGGCUGAAGGUGGAGGGGCUGGACCAUCAGGAGCAGCCAGGGCCUCUGGAAGCUGAGACCUCAGGAGGCUCUGUGCAGGCUGACCCCCGGCCAUCCCAGAAAGAAGACAGUGACUCUGAGGAGUUGCUGGGUUGCUCAAAUAAGAGUAUCCUGCAUGUGACCACAGCCUCGGAGCCCUCAGAUGUCUCCUCAGCUGCUUCUCCUGUUGCCCUGCAAUGGUCAGGGCUAGGAGACAAGGAUUCCCCAUUGCCUUCUGUACCCAGGACUCCUGGGCUUCACUCCCUGCUACCUGCUCAGCCCCAGGAUCCUGGUGUCCCUAAUGCUCAGUCAGGUGGCUUCUUUCCUCCCAAGUACCUCCUCAGGUUACCUCAGGGAGAGAACCCCUCACCACUAGUUGCUUCAGGGCCUGAAAAAGGCCCGGACUCUCUGUGUACAAGUAUACAGCCUGUAGAACAGUCCCUUCUUGUUGGAUCAGAACUGGGGAUGCUCCAGCCACCUGGAGCACACUCAGGCCCACGUAAGGCAGGUGGCAGCCCAGAGGACCCUAGCUGGUCCAGGUCAAGGGAUGGAAAAGAAGAGGCACAGAUGGGAAGAGAGAAAAGAAACAGGACAAAUGACAACAUCCCAGUGGCUAGACACCCUCCUGAUCCCAGUACCAGCACCACCCACGACAUAGUCUCCGUUCUGUCGACUCACACCUGUGACAUUCGAGUGGCCCAGGAUGUAGUGAGUAAGACCCAUGCCAUCCAUUGCGUCUGCACAGACAACCCACCAGCAAGAGCUAGGACAUAUGGGAAUCUCUUAAACCCUUGGCCAUCAUACCAGAAGCUGGGGAUACCUCCAAAGAGUGCCCUAGAAGGUCCUCCUUCAGAAGCCAAGGAAGGGCUGCCUGCAUUCUUUUCCUCUCAAGCACACUAUUUCCUUACAACUCUUACAAAACCCCAGGAUAUUUCCUUGAACCAGCAGAAACCAGCCUUGUCACAUGUCUUAGGAACCCCCAGGAGCUGUGAGGCCCCAAGCUCCUUCCCCUCACUUAAGACUGAGCCCCAGCUCACAUGGUGUUGCUUGAGUCGAAGCCUGCCCCUGCCUGCAGAGCAGCAGAGGGCAGCUCCUGGACGCUUGGCUUCAUCCUCGCCUAAUAGAAAACUCCAGGAUGACAGUAACAAAACACUGCCCAAGAGCAGUGGAGGAAGGACGCAGACGAGCCGAGGAGGAGGAGGGUCUACUCAGGCACCUGAGCUUCCCUGUCCAACAGUCCGAGAGCUGAGGGCUGAGGAACAAGUGUCCAGGCCACGGUGUAAGAAAGAACUAUGGCGUAGGAAGGUGAAGACAUCUCGUGAGAACACCAAACAGAAGAAACUGAGGCUUCAUUCCAAAAGGUGUGAAGGGAGUUUCUGGCAGAGAGCCAAACGACUGUGCAAGCCACCCUGGUUGCCAAGAAGAAGCUGUCUCCCCCACCGACUUGAGGGGUUAGAGCCACGGGGGACCCUUGGGAGGAGUUCGGCAGAAGUAGCAGGUCUAAAUGUACAAGGGGAGCCAUCUUGUGUCAGCAAAGACUUGUCUGUGGCUCAUGGGAACAAAGAAAAGGAAGGCGAUUAUAGUCAGACUUCAGGACCCAUGUCUCCUGGCAUGAGCUCAAAAACCAUGUUGGAAAUUGACAAAUCAACUCUGAAGGAUAUUUCUCCAACCUCUGGUGAGCAUAAUGACUGCUCUCAGGAGAAGGAGCAUGCUGAUGGGUCCGAACUAUCUCCGCAAUCUAACUCGUACUUGGCAGUGUUUCAGGAAGAUCUGCCUCAGGGCAAAGGUCUUGAUGUUCGACCUCCAGAAACUCAACUGCCACCUUCCCAGGAUCAAGUCUCUAUAGUUCCCAACUUGUGCUUCUCCCCAGAUGUCCCAGAGCUGCCUUCUUCCUUUAAACCCAAAGGAACAUUUCCCCACCAUGACGUCGCUACCUCUGUGGCCGCCAUCUGUGUUUCUGCGGGGAUAAGAACAGGACACAAAACCCUGGGGGCUCACAGUGCAGACUCCUGUUCAGAGGAUACUGUGGCACAAAACUCCCCAGACAGAAGAGCCACACAAGACAGCAUUCCACGGGUGCUCCUGCCAGGGAGGCCUUCACCUGGUAAACAACCACCUGGAAAAACUCUAGAAAUACCACCUUCAGAACCAAGUUCAUUCAGUUCACACCAGGAGGAAGCAAGAGCCCAGGCAGAUUUUCCUUUGUGGGGCCAAUACGGAUGUGGGGAUCUGACUGUCCAGGGUGCUGCUUCAGGAAGCGAGAGUGGGACUUGUCAAGCUGAAGGAUCAAUUACCUCCGGGACUGUCACAGUUCCUUCUGACCCAGGACAACCCUCAGAAGUCUCCGAAGAGGCCCCUUUGAGAUCCAUCCGAAAGAGGAGUCUGGAAGGAAUGAGGAAGCAGACACGGGUGGAGCUCAGUGACACCAGCAGUGACGAUGAAGACAGACUGGUCAUCGAGAUCUGAUGUCAUUGCAGAGAAAGAUGGUGGCAACCGGCCAAGGCCUAGGGCUCUUUUGAGAUAAACAUCACCAGGUGUCGUGGGCACUGAACUUUAUUUAUGAAACAUCUAUAGACUAGGAAAGCCAUCUAUAAUUUCUUCAAGCCAACUCUAACCAACACCGUGCCCAGAUCCAGUCAUACCUUUCUUUAGCUUCUCUUAGACAGACCUUGAACUCUUCUACCCCGCCCCUGACACUCUACCUCUCCCAGUCCCUGCCCACCAGGUCUCCCCACUCUCUGGGGCCUUCUACAUUCAUCUGGAAGACUCAGAAUGGCCAGGAAGGGCCAUUGCAAGAGAUGCCGAGUACACAGCUCCAACUUGAUGCUGUGAUCCCCAUUGCCUCGCCAGGUAAAAUGACACUAAUCAGAAGAGCCAUAUGGGACUUUGUUCCUGACCAGUGAGGCCCCACUGGGUCAACACAUCUGACACCAUCGCCACUAAGUUAAGAGUGGCAAACACAUCUGGGGUCAUUGGGGGUAGCUUGAGAAAGAAGCAUGGGGUUUGAACUGGGCACCAAGAUGGCUCCAUAUAAUUUGGAGACUAACUCCAGAUGCAUUCGAAAACUGGUCAGGGCCAGCCAUCUUCUUAACGAAUACUGUAAAUAUACAUCACAAUGCCUAAGGCCAUUUAAUAUGUUGCACAAAUACUUGUUUUUGAUCCAGUAACACAAGCAUGUGUGUCCCUAGUACUUGGUGCCUUUUCUGUGAGAACAUACCCCCCUUCCUGCUGCCCCAAAGCCUUGGGAUUUAUAUAUUUUUUUCUAUUUUUUAGGUCUUGCAAAGGAACAUUGCAUUAAGUUGGUAAAAUAGUCACUGUAAUGAGUCAUUUUUAUUUUUGAGGGGAAAAUUAACUUAUUUUCCUCUGAUUCUUUUUGUCAUAUUGGGCUGUGAGCAAUUUCAAUUAGAGGGUUACAUUUUAGUAAUCUGUGCAACCUGAACUGAUGCCUGUGCCUCGUGAUGGAGCCGUUCCCACUUCCUCCAGAAGCUUCUAUGGCAUAAAACUAAUUGGAGUUUUGACGCUGUUUUACAUCUUGGUAAUUUUAUUUUGCGGGCUUAGCGUUACUUUGCUGUCAAAUUAAAUCAGCCUUUGUAUUGUGAAUUUCAGAUCAAAUCCCCCCAGAAUUUCAAGCCGUGGGUGGAGGCAAGGUCUGCGUCAGCCAGCCCUCUACGCAGGCCUCAGGUUCCCCUUAAACGGGAGGGGGAAACUUCAAGAAGUUUACACUGCUCAGUCCUUUACGAUUUUCUACUUGCCGUGGCGAUUUUGUACACUUUGUGAUUUCUAGCCGAACUGUUGUUGGCUUAACGCUGUGGUGGUGAUGUUCACGUGACAUCUUGUGCUCUCUGCUCCCAGGCAAGGCAGCCAUGAAAAGCACCUGCCUCACGCGUGCGCAAACAUACUUUCAAAAGUCCUUAUCUGUGAAGAAGUAUGGUCGCUCAAUUUCAAAUAUUUUCACGUGACCUUUCCUGUUUUGCUGCUAUUCACAGAGAACUUCAAUGCAAGAGCAGCUUCUCGUUAUUUAGCGUAUGUCUGGUCAUCACACGUGUUCAGAAAUAUCUCACUGAUCAAAUCCCAGCCUACAAUGGCACAGAGGAAUAGGAAAGUGCUAACUACCACCUCUCUAUGCUUCUUUUAAAAAAUUAUUAUUAUUAUUUUUACAGUCCAGUUGUUAUCCCCCUCUGGUCUGCCCUUAGACAGUUCCUCAUCCCAUUCCCCCUCCCGCUAUCUCCAAGAGGAUGUCUCCACUUCCCAGACCCUACUUUCUACCUCCUCCUCAUUCCCCCUCCCCACUCCCAGGUCUCCCCACUCCCUGGGACCUCAAGUCUUUCUAGGUUGAGUCUUCUCUCACUGAGACUAGACUAGGCAUUCCUCUGGUAUAUAUGUGUCUGGAGGGGGUGGGACCAGGAGAGUGAUGGACUUGUGAUUGGCUGCCCUUUGAAUGACCUGUACCUGAGGAAGGCAGUGGAGGAAGUGGGUCAGAACCCCGCUGACCCUGUCUUUGGCUGGGAGAGCUUGGUCUCUGUGCAUGAGACUUGAACGAAGUUGGGACCUGGACAGAGGAGCCGAGUGUCUCUGAGGGGCUGGAUCCCGGUGGGAGUGGCUGAUAGAGAAACAUAGUCUCCUUUAAUCUGUGCCUUCAUAGCUUAGCAGUGUCCCCUACAGAAAACAUUGCUCCUGAGUUGUCGUGGGAGAUGUUGAAGAUCAUGCUGGGGAGCUGAUGCGCAAAUACUGUUAGGAUAUUCCUGCCAUGCAGUAUGUGAGCGGAGGAGAGGGUCAUCUUAUGCACCUCCCUGGAAUCCUGAUUUGGGGGUGCAGUCACCUACCUUAUACAUCGGAAAUAAUAUAGCAAAAAAGCAUAACACUGAGUGGAAGAAAUCAUGUAUGUAGGUGGAGCUGGCCCCUCUGUCUUAGGAGGUAUAGGGCAGCAGGGCAGGACCACUGUCUAGAUUAGUGGUUCUCAGCCCUGUGGGUCAUGACCCCACUGGGAGUCGCCUAAGACUGUUGGAAGACACAGGUAUUUACAGUAUAAUUCAUGAUAGCAUCAAAGUUAUAGUAAUGAAGUAGCAAUGAAAAUAAUUUUAUGGUCAGGGGUCAUCACAACACAAGAAACCAUAUUAAAGGGUCGUAGCAUUAGGGGGGUUGAGAACCAUUGUCCUAGAUCCUUAUUUCCAGGGGACAAUGAAGUCUAAGAGGGUCACCAGGCCCACGUCAUAAUCAUAGCUCCAAAAAGCAUGCCGGGAGCUCUGCUUCUUCUGAACCACCAUAGCUAGCUGCUGCCCCCAAGGCUGGAUCUGAUAUAGCAGAAUAUUGAUUCCAUCUUGGUAACCCCUCCCCCUGUCUCUUACAAAGCUAGAGAACUUGCCAGACCCACUGGUUCACCUGACCACUUAGUGCCAGUCUUCCCAGGGGGGUCAUUUAGUUUAAAUCAACAUGGAUUUGUGAACCCUGUAUUUCAAUAGAAUUUUUGAAAAAGUAAACAAUUAUUUUAAAUGACCUUGGGAGGAGCUAGCUACUGGAAAACAUCCUAAAGUUACACACACACACACACACACACACACACACACACACACACACACACACAUAUUUGGCUUAGUUUGGUUUUAAGGGGGAGUCCUUUUGAUAAUGCACCAAACAGUCACUGAUUUUUAUAAAUCUAAUUUUCUUAAGGCAAAAUACAAUUACAAGAAAAUUAUAAGAAAACUUUUACCUAUAAACCCCCAAACUCAGCUUGGGUUAUUAAAAUAAAAUUCUAGUACUACCAGUCGAUUGUUGCUGCAGUUUGAUGAUACUGCAAGUGUGUACCACACGGUGGAUCAGGACAUGCAUGUCUGUUUUUUGGUGCUGGGGAUGUAGCUCAGUGGUCUAGUCUUGCCUGUCAUGUAUGAAGCUCGGGAUUCAGUUCCCAACACCACAUGUAAGAAGCAUGUUAGGACAAGGCCAGCCCACUGUUCGCCAGUGCUGGUACUCUUAUGUACCUUCAUGCAGGAGUCUUGAGAAAUUGGUGCCUCCAAUUUCCCCAAUGGAGAUGAGCUACAGGGCUGCCAGCAUGGGCUGAGAGAAAGAGAACCUUGGAUUCUUUGCCACGCAAGUGCUGCUGCUCAUUGGUGUCUGAUGCUGGCCACUGAUAGUCCUCCUGAACUGCUGUGCCUGGCCGCUUUUUGAGAUGCAUAUAGGAAUAGGUAUCAGCUCUCCACUUGGCCAACUCUUAAAGCUUUGUGAGUUUUGGUGGCCGGUCUGACCCUUCUUGCUGUGAGGUGUCGCUGUGGGAACUGCUUUUCCCUCCCUUAGGACUAAGCUCGGCAUCUCAGAGGAAGCUAAGUCUCAAGAUCAGUGGUGCACAGCUCUCAACUUGUGGUUUAUUUGCAGGGUGGUGGAAGGGGAGAGAGGUAGAAGAGGGAGAGAAAGAGAGAUGGGAGAGAGAGAGGUGGGGGAGCGAAAGAGAAAGACUGAAAAGGGGAUGGAGGGGGAGAGGGAGGAGAGGGAGAGGGAGAGAGAUAAACAGACAGAUCUUCUGGAUUCUAAUAAAAGCAUACUUGACAACUUGGGGAGUGACUGAGAACUGACUGGAACUUCCCUUUCCUAAAUACUGCCUUCUGAAGCUGGGAUCUGAAGUCUUAGUCUCGCACCAGUGCGGUGUGACCACUGUCCUCAACAUGAAAGAUAAAGGACUCUCAGUCUCAUGGCAAACUAUUUCCUGGCAUUCACAUCCAUUACUUAGAGUGAACUCAUUAUUCAUUUCUCCCUCAGCACAGAAAUUUGCAUUUUGCACAAAAUUUACCUUGUGCAGCAGAAUCUUACAGUUAACGUGGAGUUGCUCAGCUUCCUGGCUGAGGGAGGAAGUGGCCCACCUGGCUCGAGACUAUCAAAUUCCUACAACUGCAACAAGGAGUCUUACUCCAGUUAGCCCCCCAGUUCAAGAAGCAUUGGCUUUUGAAACACUCUAUUUCCCCAUCUCUAUCAAAACUCAUCUCACACACAGGUAUGAGGACGUAGAAUAGUGUUGAGUGCUAAAUUUCAACCCUUGCGUGCGUCUUCUCCACACUUUACAUUGACGUGGCAAAUGCACAGUUUGGUCUGAAGGGACAUAUGAACAUGUGAGCAUAUUGAGUCACCGUGGAGGGAAUAGGAGUCAGGAAGAAGUCAGAUCUGGCUGGUGGGCGCACUGGAGAGUGGCCUGCUUGUUUCUGUGCACAGACAAUUCCCUUGCUUAUGGUGGGGAAACACGUGGCUUCUGGGGGUGAUGAAUAUCUCCCACUUCUUUCUAUGGUUGAAUUAUUUUUGUUUUGAUAAAAAUAAAACUUAAAAAUGAAAA